Messenger RNA from Sander lucioperca (pikeperch), 3158 nucleotides. Its product is annotated as glutamate receptor 1-like. Lineage: Eukaryota; Metazoa; Chordata; Actinopteri; Perciformes; Percidae. The transcript has 18 exons. Gene Ontology annotation, biological process: modulation of chemical synaptic transmission; synaptic transmission, glutamatergic. Gene Ontology annotation, molecular function: AMPA glutamate receptor activity; transmitter-gated monoatomic ion channel activity involved in regulation of postsynaptic membrane potential. The record is from RefSeq and is a predicted model, not a curated record. Gene Ontology annotation, cellular component: dendritic spine; postsynaptic membrane; plasma membrane. Bases 161 to 3046 code for a protein of 961 amino acids.
GAGAGAGAGAGAGAGGGAAAGACACACACCUAAAGAGCUGGAGAGAGGGAACCAGUCUGCCGGUGUUUGAGUGAGAGUGUGUCCGGGCUGCGGAGCCUCUGAAUGGGAUUACUCCGGUCGUGCUGCCGCUGCUGCUGCUGCUGCUGCUGCUGGAGGAACCAUGCGGCGGCCGCAGAGCUGCUGUUCUCCCCCACUCCCCUCGCUGCUCCGCCCGCUGCUGCUGCUGCUGCUGCCGAUCCUCGGGCUCUGCAGCGGAACAAGUUUCCCGAGUAACAUCCACAUCGGAGGUCUUUUCCCCACGGGCUCCCAUGAGUACGAGGUGUUUCGCUUCGCCUUGGCGCAACACCAGGAGGUCCCCAAACUGGUGCCGCAGGUGGACAUGGUGGACACGGGGAGCAGCUUCGCCAUGACCUACGCCUUCUGCUCCCAGUUCUCCAAGGGCGUGUACGCCAUCAUGGGUCUGUACGACCGGCGCACGGUCAACAUGCUGAUGUCUUUCUGCGGCUCUCUUCACGUGUGCUUCGUCACGCCGUCCUUCCCCGUCCUCACCAACAACCAGUUUGUUCUGCAGCUGCGGCCUGAGCUCCAGGAGCCGCUGAUGGCCCUGCUGGAGCACUUCUACUGGACCCGCUUCACCUACAUGUACAGCUCAGACUCAGGUCUGUCGGUGCUGCAGAGGAUCCUGGACACGGCGGCCGAGCGUACCUGGCAGGUGACCUCCGUUAACCUGGACGCUCUGACUGAAGCCGGCUUCAUCAAGCUGCUGGCCGACCUGGACUCCAAGAAGGACUUCCAGAUCCUCAUCGACUGUGAGCUGGAGAGACUCAACUCCAUCCUCAACCUGAUUGCUGCUCAAAAGAGAAAUUUGAAGAACUACCACUUCAUCCUGGCAAACCUGGGCUUCCUGGACCUGAACAUGACGGAGUUUCAGAAGCUGGGUCCGAACGUGACGGGCCUCCAGCUGGUGAACCGGUCCGACCCGGCCGUGGACAAGAUCGACCGGGACUGGCUGGAGUUUGACAGCAAAGACCUUAAACUGGCUCGCAGGAGUCUCAGGUACACGGGAGCUCUGACGUACGACGGCGUCAGCGUCAUGGCGACAGCGUUCCAGAAUCUGCGGAGGCAGCGCAUCGACAUCUCUCGCCGUGGCAACGCCGGCGAGUGUCUGGCGAACCCUCCGGCACCCUGGGGUCAGGGCAUCGACAUACAGAGAGCCCUGCAGCAGGUGCGUCUAGACGGGCUGACCGGUCGGGUCCAGUUUGAUGAGCGAGGACAUCGGACCAACUACUCUCUGAGUGUGAUGGAGCUGAGCGUCGCCGGGCCCAGGAAGAUCGGCUACUGGAACGAGGCGAGAGGCUACGUGAACACGGCCGUCUACAAACCGACCAUGGAGGACUUAAAGGAUCUGCCCAACAGAACUUUCAUCGUCACCACCAUACUGGAGGCUCCCUACAUGAUGCUGAAGAAGAACCACGAGCAGUUUGAGGGGAACGACCGGUACGAAGGUUACUGCGCCGAGCUGGCGGCCGAGAUCGCCAAACACGUGGGCUUCGUGUACCGGCUGGAGCUGGUCGGGGACGGCAAGUACGGCGCCAGAGACCUCGACACCAAGAUGUGGAACGGCAUGGUGGGAGAACUGGUCUACGGGAAGGCAGACGUGGCGGUGGCCCCCCUCACCAUCACCCUGGUGCGAGAGCAGGUGAUUGACUUCACCAAACCCUUCAUGUCUCUGGGAAUCUCCAUCAUGAUCAAGAAACCCACCAAGUCCAAACCGGGCGUCUUCUCCUUCCUGGACCCGCUGGCCUACGAGAUCUGGAUGUGCAUCGUCUUCGCCUACAUCGGAGUCAGCGUGGUGCUCUUCCUGGUGAGUCGUUUCAGUCCGUAUGAAUGGAAGGGGGAAGACUCUGACGAUGAAGAUGAAACUAUGCCCUCCUCUUCCUCCCGACACGCUCAGCCGUCCUCCUCCUCUGAGCUUGUUCACUCUCCAGGGUUCUUCCAGGCUCACAUCCAGAACCAGAACCAGCAGAAAGAGAAGGAGAGUCCGGAGCACACCAACGACUUUGGGAUCUUCAACUCUCUCUGGUUCUCUCUCGGGGCUUUCAUGCAGCAGGGCUGCGACAUCUCCCCCAGGUCUCUGUCAGGCCGGAUCGUAGGGGGAGUCUGGUGGUUCUUCACCCUCAUCAUCAUCUCGUCGUACACGGCCAACCUGGCGGCGUUCCUCACCGUGGAGCGCAUGGUGUCGCCCAUCGAGAGCGCCGAGGAUCUGGCCAAGCAGACGGAGAUCGCCUACGGGACGCUGGACGGAGGCUCCACCAAGGAGUUCUUCAGGCGCUCAAAGAUUGCAGUUUUUGAGAAGAUGUGGUCGUACAUGCGCAGCGCCGACCCCUCGGUGUUCGUGAAGAACACCAACGAGGGCGUGAGCCGGGUCCGGAAGUCGAAGGGGAAGUACGCCUACCUGCUGGAGUCGUCCAUGAACGAGUACAUCGAGCAGAGGAAGCCCUGCGACACCAUGAAAGUUGGCGGGAACCUGGACUCCAAAGGUUACGGCGUGGCCACGCCCAAAGGAUCGCGCCUCAGAAACCCCGUUAACUUGGCAGUGUUAAAACUGAACGAGCAGGGUCUGUUGGACAAAUUGAAAAACAGAUGGUGGUAUGACAAGGGAGAGUGCGGCGCCAGGGCAGGGGACUCCAAGGACAAGACGAGCGCGCUCAGUCUGAGUAACGUGGCUGGAGUGUUCUACAUCCUGAUUGGAGGGCUGGGCCUCGCCAUGCUGGUGGCGCUGGUCGAGUUCUGCUAUAAGUCUCGCAUCGAGUCCCGACGCAUGAAGGAACUCAUCGACGCCGCCAUGAGCAGCAGCCUCGGCGGGAUGGCGGGCGGCGGCUCGGCGGGCGGUUACGGAGGCGGCGGGGGGGGAGGGGGAGGGGCGUCUGGGGGAGGAGGAGAGAACGGACGCGUGGUGGCGCACGACUUCCCUAAAGCCGGAGCUCAAGGUUUACCGUGCAUGAGCAAAUCUGCAGGCCUGGGACUCUCCUCCAGCGGCAUGUGAUCAGAACGGAGACUGCUGAUUGGACGGGACGGGACGCUCCUGUCUGCCUGCCGUUCUGCCUGCCUGUGUGUCUGUCUGUCUACCUGUCUGUCUACCUGUCUGUCUGUUUCUC